AUGUGGAUAUUAUAUAACGUGUAUAAAAACUUCAAGAACACGAACUCUAUUAGCUAUCCCAAGAUAUUUACUUCGGGAGCAGCACGUAUUUGUACUAAUAGUAAGAAAGAAAUUGUACAAUUUCCAAAUUAUACGGGACCUGGUGCUAAAAGUGAAAUAGUUUUUAUUCCUGAUGAAAAUAAUUAUUUCAAACUCAGGGAAAAUGCGUUCAAAAGUGGUGUAAAUGUUUUAAUGAGUGACAUUAUUGGAAUAAAGCGUAUUCUUCCAGACAGACGGCCUGAUGCAUGCAAGAAAAUAAAAUAUCCCGAAAACUUGCCUUCAAUAAGCAUUGUGAUCACAUUUAGGGACGAACCAAUGUCGUGCUUGCUAAGAACAAUUUAUAGCGUGCUCGAAACGUCUCCUGAAAAUCUCAUACACGAAAUCAUCCUAGUUGACGAUGGAUCUGUGGAUGAAGAAUUGAAACUUGCUGUUAAUAUACACGCUUCAAAUGUGCAAAAACUUAAACUUAUUGUACACGAACGUCCAUUAGGUUUGAUGAUAGCUAGAACAAAGGGAAUCGAGCAAACUAAAUCUGAUUUCUUUAUUGUUCUUGAUGGACAUAUAGAAGUUACACCGGGAUGGCUAGAACCAAUCAUUCAUAGACUUGUCCAACAACCCAAUGUAUUACUGACUUCUCAUGUUGGGGAAAUUGGUCGUGAAAUCUUUGAAUUUAUAUUAGAUGAUCAGUAUAAACUGUUUUGUGCGUUUGACCCUAUCACAAUAAUUGAAGAAUGGUUGACAUAUUCUUGGGCAUUUCGGGACACAAGAAAUGGAAGUGUGGAACCAAUUGAGUAUGGCACUAUUCCUGGUAUGAUGACUGCCAUGAGAAAAGAGUUUUUCUACAAACUUGGAGGCUUUGAUACCGGUAUGGAAGUCUGGGGCUUUGAACACAUAGAGGUAUCUGUAAAAGUAUGGCUUUGUGGAGGACAUGUUGAAAUGAUACCUUGCUCUAAAAUAGGACACUUGUACAGAGAUAUUCCCUGGCAAAACAUGUACCCCGAUUUUGAUUAUAAAACGAAAAAUAAGCUCAGAUUUAUUCUUGUUUGGAUGGAUGGUGAAAGCAAAAAAUUAGCAUUAGAAGCCUUACAUAGAGGCAACUAUUCUAAACAAAUUGAUCCUGGUGACCUUUCAGAUAGAUUUAAAAUAAAGAUAUUAAAUAAGUGCAAGCCAUACGAACAUUAUAUUGACCAACUACGAAAAAUUUCGAAUCCGUUUAUCCCGAGAAAUGUGCGUAAAAGCGGCAACAUUUUCAAUAAAGCUACAGACAAGUGUCUAGAAAUUACAAGUAUUGAAGGUAUUUUCGAGCUUAUAACGUCCCAUUGUGGCGAUCACGUGAGCCAGUUUUGUGUACUCACCGACAAUAUGAAUAUACGUAUUAGCAGCCAUUGGAUAAAACUUGAUGGACGGAAAAAGAAACUAUCAUUUCCCACACAAGCUCAAAACCUACUCGUUCCGGAAUUGAAAUGGAAAUUUGAUGAAAUCAAUGGUUUUAUUAUUAGUAAUACAAGUAUUGGCUGUUUGACAGUGAACAAUUAUGGACAAGUAUUCUUGAAGACGUGUAAUGAUUCUCCUUUACAAAAAUGGAGUUGGUUUCCUUGA
Molecule: messenger RNA, 1638 nt
Organism: Ruditapes philippinarum (Manila clam)
Lineage: Eukaryota; Metazoa; Mollusca; Bivalvia; Venerida; Veneridae
Product: inactive polypeptide N-acetylgalactosaminyltransferase-like protein 5
Exons: 1
Coding region: 1-1638 (545 amino acids)
Cellular component (GO): Golgi apparatus
Source: RefSeq, a predicted model, not a curated record